AAAUUCCAUCGCCGUUUCUCUUCUCCAUUAUUAUAUUAUUCCCUAGUCGGUCACCUCCUUCUCUCUCAUCUCCCUCUGUGCUGUCUCUGUUCUACGCACACAACGCAACACCGUUCAACUCUGAGGUGAUAGAAGCAGAAACACAGUUCCAUAGAGAUUAAGAGAAAGGGAAUCUUUAAGGAUUCAGCAGUUUGUAAAAAAACAAAACGAAAAUAGAAAGAUCUCAGAUAUGAAGAGGAAGCUCGAAAACUUGAUGUGGUUAACGCGGAAAAGAUCGAUUCAGUUUCUGAUAGGAGUGGCUCUGUUGUACCUCAUCCUUGUCACGGUCGAAAUCCCUUUCGUCUUCAAAACCGACUUCACCACCGUCACCACUCGCCCUCCAAGGCUUCUCAGCGAGGAGGACUCGCAACAAAGACAAUCCCCAACUCGCCCUUUUAAAACUGUUUCCAACGCCGCCUCGCCGAGUCAACUCGCCCGCCGCGACAUCGUUUCUUCGUUGGUCUUAAACGACGCCGCGUUCGACCUCAGCUUCAACGACGGGUCGUUGGAGCUAUACAAGCUAGUGAAAAACGCGCGCGAGGUGGGGCUGAACCUCUGGGAAGACCUCGAAUCCGGCAACUCGCGAAGCGUUAUUUCGAAGCCCGAGAACCGGUCCGGUUCGUGUCCCGCUUCGAUAUCACUGGCCGGUUCGGAUAUUUCGGGCGUGGUGGCGCUUCCUUGUGGACUCACAUUGGGGUCCCACGUAACGGUCGUUGGAAAGCCGUUGGCGGCUAAGCCGGAUUUGGAGCCGAAGAUAACGGUGGUGACGGAGGACGGUGAAGCCGUUAUGGUGUCGCAGUUCGUGGUGGAGUUGCAAGGGUUGAAAACGGUUGAUGGUGAAGAGCCUCCUAGGGUUUUUCACUUCAACCCGAGGUUGAAGGGUGAUUGGAGUGGGAAACCGGUGAUUGAACUCAACACGUGUUACCGGAUGCAGUGGGGUUCCGCUCUCAGGUGCGAUGGCUGGAAAUCCAAGGCUGAUGAAGAUACCGUUGAUAGGAUGGUGAAGUGUGAAAAGUGGAUUGAGGAUGGUGAAGAUCACUUGGAGGAGUCUAAGGCAAAGUGGUGGUUGAAUAGACUGAUAGGGCGCUCGAAGAAAGUAACGGUUGAUUGGCCAUUCCCCUUUUCUGAGAACAAGCUAUUUGUUCUAACUAUUAGUGCUGGGUUGGAGGGGUAUCAUGUUACUGUUGAUGGGAGGCAUGUGGCAUCUUUUCCUUAUCGCGCUGGUUUUACUCUUGAGGAUGCCACUGGGCUUUCUUUGAGUGGAGACAUUGAUGUUCACUCCGUAUUUGCAGCCUCUUUGCCUUCGUCGCAUCCCAGUUUUGCCCCGCAGCGCCACCUUGAAUUUUCUACCAGAUGGCGUGCCCUGCCACUUCCUGGCUCUGGUGUAGAGUUGUUCAUUGGUGUCCUCUCGGCUGGAAACCAUUUUGCUGAGCGGAUGGCUGUAAGGAAGUCAUGGAUGCAGCAUAGGCUCAUCAAAUCUGGACUAGUGGUUUCUCGUUUCUUUGUGGCACUGCACCCACGACAAGAAAUUAAUGUAGAGUUGAGGAAGGAAGCAGAAUAUUUUGGUGACAUUGUUAUAGUGCCUUACUUGGAUAAUUAUGACCUUGUUGUGUUGAAAACAGUGGCCAUAUGUGAAUAUGGGGUUCAUACUGUUUCUGGUAAGUACAUCAUGAAAGGUGAUGAUGACACUUUCGUUAGGGUGGAUGCUGUUAUCAAUGAAGCAAGGAAUGUUCCAGAUGAUAUGAGCUUUUAUAUUGGGAACAUAAACUACUACCACAAACCCUUGCGCUAUGGGAAAUGGGCAGUGACAUACGAGGAGUGGCCAGAAGAGGAUUAUCCACCCUAUGCAAAUGGACCGGGUUAUAUCUUGUCAUCAGAUAUUGCACGCUAUAUUGUAUCUGAAUUUGAAAUGCAUAAAUUAAGGGUUAAUGAACAUUUUUAUAUAUAUUGCACCUUUCUCGUUCAUGUAUACUUGAAUUUCUUUCGUUUGAAAUUCUGUUUGGUUGAAUGUUUCCUUGAUUUCUUCUUUAUGCAGUUGUUUAAGAUGGAAGAUGUGAGUAUGGGAAUGUGGGUACAGCAAUUUAACAGCUCAAAACCAGUACACUACUCACAUAGCUUCAAGUUCUGCCAGUUUGGUUGCAUUGAAGACUAUUACACUGCCCAUUACCAAUCGCCUAGGCAGAUGGUGUGCCUGUGGGAUAAACUGCAAAGGCAGACAAGGCCUCAAUGCUGCAAUAUGAGAUGACAAUGAGGAAUCGGUGUGAUCUUUGAUUCCAGUGAGAGGGACAAAGAAAACAAGUUUUGCAGUGAGCUCUCAACAUUGAAUAUUGUAUAUAACUGGAGCUUGGUUAGUUAAAUGUCGCUCUGUAUAAAUGGCCUUUUGAAUCUCGGUAUUUAUUGUUAUUCUUUUUGUUCCUUUUUCGAUCCCCUUUUUGUGGGGUUCUCAAUUCUUUUGGUUAUGUGAGAUUCUUUUGGCUCGGGAUUGGAAGAUGAUAAAAGGGGAAAGGGGGGAGGGGAAUUUAUUGAUGCAGAUGCUAGUUCUGUAUAAUAAUUUGAAGGAUAGCAUUCGAUAUCCAUACAAGAUAUAGAUCAAUCAUUACACCUGGUCAGUGCUUUUUGCCACCUCU
Molecule: messenger RNA, 2666 nt
Organism: Abrus precatorius (Indian licorice)
Lineage: Eukaryota; Viridiplantae; Streptophyta; Magnoliopsida; Fabales; Fabaceae
Product: hydroxyproline O-galactosyltransferase GALT6-like
Exons: 6
Coding region: 230-2284 (684 amino acids)
Cellular component (GO): Golgi membrane
Molecular function (GO): galactosyltransferase activity; carbohydrate binding
Source: RefSeq, a predicted model, not a curated record